Pelodiscus sinensis (Chinese soft-shelled turtle) is the source of this 882-nucleotide messenger RNA. NCBI's taxonomy places the organism in Eukaryota, Metazoa, Chordata, Testudines, Trionychidae. The record is from RefSeq and is a predicted model, not a curated record.
UGCCUUUCGUGUCCCCUGAGCUGCUGCACGCGGAGUGACUCCCCGCUCUCCCCCUUUCUUCUUUUCCAGAUAGCAGCGCUGGAGAGGCAGAUCUUUGACUUCCUGGGCUAUCAGUGGGUGCCCAUCCUGGCCAAUUUUUUACACAUCAUGGCUGUCAUCCUGGGCAUCUUUGGGACCAUCCAGUACAGAUCCAAAUACCUCAUCAUGUACGCGGUGUGGCUGGUGCUGUGGGUCGGAUGGAACGCCUUCAUCAUCUGCUUUUACCUGGAAGUUGGACACCUGUCACAGGACCGGGACUUCAUCAUGACCUUCAACACGUCGCUGCACCGCUCCUGGUGGAUGGAGAACGGGCCUGGCUGCCUGGUGACGCCGGUGAUGAACUCGAACCUGGCCCCCGAGGACCAUCACGUCAUCACUGUCACCGGAUGCCUGCUCGACUACCAGUACAUCGAGGUGGUGAGCAGCGCCAUGCAGAUAUUCCUUGCGCUCUUUGGAUUCGUCUAUGCCUGCUAUGUCAGCAAAGUAUUUCUGGAGGAAGAAGACAGCUUUGACUUCAUUGGCGGAUUCGAUUCCUACGGCUACCAGGCCCCACAGAAGACGUCACACUUACAGCUACAGCCUUUGUACACAUCUGGGUAACUCUUGCUCCUGGAAUCUGGCCCCUCCUGGAUCUUCGUGGGAUUGUGAGGCGGCAGGGUGCCCCGAACGAUUGCGGACUGUGACCACAAGCAGCAAGAAAACGCGCCGAAGGCAAGGACUGCACGGAGCCUUGGGGUCAUCUUGGUGUCCUUUGAUUUUCCUUCUGGGCAGUUGCACCGUUUUUAGGGACUUGCGGCAACACCAGAGAGAAACAAACACAAAUACACACACACACAGUUACAC